AACGAUUUCGGUCGAUCCAAAGAAUCAUUUUGCUGACCUUGUCUCUUUUUCAAGUCGCUCCUUUUGAUCCCUCAUCUCCCACACCAGCCACAGUGAUACACACCAUGUAUAUUUCACGACAAUGGCUGUUGAGCGUUCUCAUCGUUUUCUUUUUUGCGGUGGUAUAUUUUUCACACAGCGGUACAUCAGGCAUCCAUUCAGUGGUGUCGAGCAUCAAGGGUUCUUCCCAUGACGGGAAAUGUACAUCGACCCUGGAGUCCCACGUGGCGUUGUUGUUCAAGGAGUAUUCACGAUUGCUACCUGGAGUCACGCACGUUGCCAUGAUAGGCUAUCCGAAUCACAGCAACAAGGGCGACUCGGCCAUCUGGACGGGCGAGAAGGUCCUGCUCGAGCAACUGGGCAUCGAGACGGUGUACGCGUGCGUCGGCAACCACGACUACCGCGAGGCCGACCUCCGCAAGGCCCUCGAAUCCCACGGCGGUCCCGAAAAGACGGCCAUCCUUUUCCACGGAGGCGGCAACUUUGGAGACAUCUGGCCUGGACCCGAGCUCAACCGUGAACAGGUCGCGACCGACUUUCUCGACUACCGGAUCCGCUCGUUCCCCCAGACGUACAAGUUCUACGACGAAAAGGCUCUCGCUCGCGCCCAAAAGGCCUUCAGCAAACACCCGGACCUCCAAUUCACGGCCCGUGACACCAAGUCGUUCAUGGCCAUGCAGAACGACUUUGGGGGCCAGCACCAGGUCUCGUUGCUCCCCGACGCGGCGACCAUGCUGAUCACGAAACCCGUGCCGCCGCGCCAGGUCAAUUCGAUCUACGACAUGCUCUUCCUCGCCCGCACCGACCACGAAGGGUCCCAGGACCACGGGAAGCAGGGGGACGUCAUCUCGGAGCUGCGCCGGAUCGAGGACGUGGACGGAUCGACGCACGAGACCAACUUGACGGUGGCGGACUGGAUCAGCGUCGACCCGGACGGCCUCGAGGGAGCCACGUUCGACCAGCAGGCCCAGCUUCGCGUCAACUGGACGUACAACUACCUCUCCGAGUUUGGCUUGAUCAUCAGCGACAGACUGCACGUGCACAUCCUGAGCACCGUGUGGGGCUUCGACCACGUCUCGGUCGAGGAGGGCAAUUACGCAAAGUUGAGGACGUACCACGAGACGUGGCUGUCGGGGUGCGGUGAUCGAGUGGCCAUGACCCAGAGCGUGAGAGAGGCCGUCGACGCAGCAAAGGCGUGGUAUAAGAGGGGGAGGAAGUUUUGAGGAGCCAAACGAUUGGAUUGAAUUCUGGGAGGAGGUUCAUUCAGGGAGUCAAGUCCACAGCAAAGCUAUUUAUACAGUAUAACAUUCACGUCAUCAACCACGUAGGACUUUUGCAGGACAGAAAGAUAUUGUAC
Exophiala oligosperma is the source of this 1396-nucleotide messenger RNA. RefSeq lists its product as uncharacterized. The record is from RefSeq and is a predicted model, not a curated record. The transcript is spliced from 2 exons. Bases 105 to 1262 code for a protein of 385 amino acids. Lineage: Eukaryota; Fungi; Ascomycota; Eurotiomycetes; Chaetothyriales; Herpotrichiellaceae.